Nilaparvata lugens (brown planthopper) is the source of this 858-nucleotide messenger RNA. Its product is annotated as craniofacial development protein 2-like. NCBI's taxonomy places the organism in Eukaryota, Metazoa, Arthropoda, Insecta, Hemiptera, Delphacidae. The coding region runs from base 1 to 858 and encodes 285 amino acids. The record is from RefSeq and is a predicted model, not a curated record. The transcript has a single exon.
AUGGAUUUCAAUGCUGUCAAUGAGAGAAUUUGUGUGAUACGAAUAAGAGAAAAAUUUUUCAAUAUAACUUUGAUCAGUGUACAUGCACCAACCAAUGAAGCCGAUGAAAACGAUAAAGAUGCAUUCUAUGAUAAUUUAGAAGAAAUAUAUAGAAAAGUACCUGAUCAUGAUGCAAAAAUCGUCCUCGGUGACUUCAAUGCUAAAAUUGGUAGAGAAAUAUGUUUUAGACCAGUAAUAGGCAUACACAGCUUACAUGAAGAGAGUAAUGCCAAUGGACUUGGUGUGAUAGACUUUGCCAGUGGCAAAAAUAUGACAGUUAGUAGUACUUACUUCAAGCACAAGGACAUUCAUAAGAUGACUUGGUGCUCACCAGAUGGAGUAACACGAAACCAAAUCGACCACCUUUUAAUUGAUAAGAGGCAUGGCACUGACAUAUUGGAUGUGAGAAGUUACCGAGGUGCGGACUGUGAUACAGAUCACUAUCUUGUUAAAAUCAAAUACAGGCAAAGAAUAAAUAAUAUGAAGAAAUUUCGAGGAGUGAGCCAAAAGAAAUUCGACAGUGAGAAACUGAUAAAAGAUGAAGAACUACGAGAGAGGGACAGUCAAAAAUUGGUGGAAAAAAUAGAGAGAAUGCAAGGUGGAGAGAGUGUUUCAGUGGAGGAGCAGUGGAAGAAUAUUAAGCAAGUUGUUACAGAAUCUGCACAAGAAACAAUUGGGUACAAAAAACAGGACAAGAGAAAUGUAUGGAUGGAUGAUGAAUGUUUGAAAGCAUUGGAAUGUGGCCAGAAUGAGAAUGAUAAGUCGCAGAACAAGAGCUACUACAGUAACUUUCCAAGAGAAACGGAGAUAUGCCAGUAA